GUUAAUAAAAUAGAAGCUGAGGUAGACUGCAGGCCUAAGUCAGGCAUUGUUGUGUUUUCUUCUGUUCUCUCACCAAGGUUUCUGCCAGAAGUUUCUAAUGAGGCCCACACAACUGCAACAAAAGAUGCCUGAAUGGUCCAACCUGACUGCGUACCUGGAGAACUCCCUCACUGGUGUGUUAAAGAACUUCCUCAAUAACUGGGAAAAUAAUGUAACAGCUUCUUCUGAUGCGGAGAAAGACAAUGUCCGAGAUAUCAUAUGUUAUUUGGCAGUGAUGCUUGGUAUGUUUGCAUUCAUCGUAGUCGCCAUACUAGUGAGCACUGUCAAGUCCAAGAGGCAGGAGCACUCCAAUGACCCCUACCAUCAGUACAUCAAGGAGGGCUGGACCGCAGAGAUGCAGCAGAGUGAUGUCAUCUCAAACUUUGCAGCAAAAUAAACCCAUAACUUGCAGUAGAAACAUUAUAAAUAUUCUGUGAUUUAAACCGAAGUCUGUGUUGUAAAAGGGAUAAGAUGUG
This is a messenger RNA of Periophthalmus magnuspinnatus, 515 nucleotides long. RefSeq names its product potassium voltage-gated channel subfamily E member 2. The transcript is spliced from 2 exons. NCBI's taxonomy places the organism in Eukaryota, Metazoa, Chordata, Actinopteri, Gobiiformes, Gobiidae. The record is from RefSeq and is a predicted model, not a curated record. Gene Ontology annotation, biological process: regulation of ventricular cardiac muscle cell membrane repolarization; ventricular cardiac muscle cell action potential; membrane repolarization during action potential. Bases 98 to 436 code for a protein of 112 amino acids. Gene Ontology annotation, molecular function: transmembrane transporter binding; delayed rectifier potassium channel activity; voltage-gated potassium channel activity involved in ventricular cardiac muscle cell action potential repolarization. Gene Ontology annotation, cellular component: membrane.